Molecule: messenger RNA, 465 nt
Organism: Dicrocoelium dendriticum
Lineage: Eukaryota; Metazoa; Platyhelminthes; Trematoda; Plagiorchiida; Dicrocoeliidae
Source: the annotation of a GenBank genome assembly
UGAAUACUGUAUUUUGGAGCAAGUAGAAAAUAAUUCUGUACAACUCCAUCGGGUGAUAAUCAAAAAAAACAUUUUAAAAAAAUGAAUAAACACGUCCGGUGGUUAUCAUGAGAUGGUUCAGCAACUCCUGUAGCACACAAAAUGCUUGUUUACACAGUGAGUCACAAGUGGGUGAUAUCGUUGUCAAGUGCCAACCGUUCUCUGAAACGUAUGUUAGCGAAGUGUACAUCCAACAAAGAUUUGAAUUUCUGCACAGAUUCGGCCUCGACGACGUGUUCUGGCAGACUGUUCCAGGCGUGUACAACCCUCCGCUCGAAACACAGGGGGUGUGGGAUUUUCUUCAGAUCAGGUACCACGAGUUUGUACCUGUGCCCACGUGUGGUGCAUGGUACUCGCAAGUGGAGUAACGACCUUAGCAUGGGGAAAUGACCGAGAUGUAAAAUACGGUAGGUCAUGAUAAGAUCC